AUGGGUGGUGAUCUUAAUUUGAAAAAAUCGUGGCACCCACAUCUUCUCAAGAACCAAGAGCGCGUCUGGCAAGAGGAGAAUAAAGCGCUCGAAGAGCGUAAGCGGACCGAACAAUGGCGUAAAGAAAGAGAAGAGGAGCGACAGCUACAGGAGCUCCGACAGCUACAGGAGGCCGCCGGGGGGAAGAAGGUGCUAGACCGUGUCGAGUUCUUGUAUAGUGGCCCCUCACAGGGGAUGGAUCGGACUACAGAUGAGAUGGAGGCAUAUCUACUCGGGAAACGUAGGAUCGACUCAUUAUUGAAAGGGAGCGACAACGAAAAGCUGAGCAAGCAGGCGUCUGAGACGUCGUUUAUGGCUAUCCAGAACGCGAAUACCGUGAGAGAUACGGCGAACAAGAUUAGGGAGGAUCCUUUGUUAGCUAUUAAGAAGCAAGAGCAGGCUGCCUAUGAGGCCUUCAUGAAAGAUCCUAUAAAGAGGAGGCAGUUGAAGGAAGUCGCGGAGGGCGGCAAGGAAAAGAGCAGAGAUACCCGUGAUAAGGAGAGGGACAGAAAACACAGGAGCCAUCGGCACCGCGACGAUGACCGGGGGUCACGAAGGAGCAGCCAUCGUGAUGACGACCGCAACCAGAGGGGCAGCCGGAGAGACAGAGACGACGAUAGGAAGCAUCAUCACCGUCGCAGACACUCCUCCUCUCGUUCUCGCUCUCGCUCAUCAACGCCACCUCGUCGUAGGGCAUCCUCAAAGUCACGAGCAUCAUCUCGAUCAAGAUCACCCCGACGCGAGAGUCGCGAUUACCGUCGCCGUAGCUCUCCUGAUCACGAGCGUAGACGCACUCGAUCGCCACCAAAUAGCCGUCGUAAUGGAUCGAGCUCACAUCGGCGUCCACCUUCCCGUUCCCCUCGCCGGCGCUCCCCAGUCCCUCCACCACGCGAUAGCGGGGACUAUAAAUCAAGGCCCCAACGACAGCCUUACGUAAAUCGUUCUAAUGGGAAUGGGAAUGAGAACAGAAACAGAAAUGGAAAUGGAAAUGGAAAUGCCGAAGAGGAACGGGCAAGAAAAUUAGCAGCCAUGCAGAGUAACGCAGACCAAAUGAACGCAGAGCGCAUGAAACGCUUGGCGGAGAUUACGGAGAAGGAGAAAGCUGAACUUGAGAAAGAGGAGGCAGCGAGGAUGCGAAAUAGCAAAUACGGGGGCAAAGGUGACUUUUUGACCGGUGUCAAUAGGAAAGCUGGAAACUUGGACUUGGGAGAGAGGGUUAGAAGAGGAAGACAGACACUGAUCAAGGGGGAAUCUGAUGACUAG
Messenger RNA from Morchella importuna, 1302 nucleotides. RefSeq lists its product as uncharacterized. The transcript has 2 exons. The record is from RefSeq and is a predicted model, not a curated record. NCBI's taxonomy places the organism in Eukaryota, Fungi, Ascomycota, Pezizomycetes, Pezizales, Morchellaceae. Gene Ontology annotation, biological process: mRNA splicing, via spliceosome. Bases 1 to 1302 code for a protein of 433 amino acids. Gene Ontology annotation, cellular component: U2-type spliceosomal complex.